AUGACCAUCUUUGACAAGAUCUCUGGAUUCGCCCAAAAGGCAAAGGAAAAUGCAUUAUCGAGAGCGGUGCUGGCAAAAGACAAGCGUCUCGACAAGUCAAUGUCGGAAUCGAUCGAGGCAGCUCAUAUCGGGUUAUUAAAGAUGGCCACCUUUGGUGUCUCGGGUACGGUCUCAGCCGUAGCAUUUGAUCCUGUUGCAGGGUUGCUUGCUGUGGGCGGAGGCUUUGAGCAAGACACGUUCAUCCGGUUAUUCGGAAGAGGGAUCUCGGCCGAGUUGGUUCUCAACAACCCUACACGUAUCAAGUAUCUUCAGUUCAAGAUUGGAUAUCCUAUCUUGGUGGCAGUGGAUUCGAAGAAUGUCAUCACCACCUAUGAUCUCAAGACCAAACGAGCAAAGCACGUGGUUACAACACCUUCCAUCAUUACAGCUCUUGAAUACUGCGCCGGUACCGAUUGGCUCUUUGUUGGAUUUGCUGAUGGCAAUGUGGAUGUAUUUGAUAUCACCAAAGGUCGAUUUUCGGAAGAGUACGGCAUCCCUGAUUUAUUACUCGAAGAGGCAACACGAUCGAAUCAGGAUCCACCAUCAACAACAAAGACCAGCAGCUUAGUGGUGGCCCUUCAAAUGCAUCCAACGGAUCUCAGCAUGAUACUCAUUGGAUACGAAUCAGCUGUUUAUCUUUGGAAUAUUCGUGAACAAACCAUCAAGAAACGGUUCUCGGUUCAGCAGCCAUCGCAGUUGACUUGUUUGGCAUGGAGUCCUUGUGGAAAUCGGUUCAUGGCCGGGUAUGAUGAUGGAUACAUGCGACUUUGGGAUACGCGCUCCGAUCAUAAACCGGUAUUGACAAGAAGAGCGUUUCAUGCAAGUCCCUCUACAUCACCUUCAGCGGAUCCUUGUGAACCUAUUUACCGGAUGGUGUGGUAUGUGGAUGAUACAUCCAAGAGAUCAUUUCUUGUGGUGGCAGGUGGAUCGGAUCUUCCUGAUAUUCGAGGAUUGCAUAUUAUGGAAUUUGAUAUUGAAAGCGACCAACGGGAUGCUCGACGACAAACCAUUUUAUCAACUUCCGUGGAUGUAUCAGACUUUAUUUUGCUCAGCCGAGACCCUUUCUUCCUUGGAAUGAAUAAUCCGCUAGGCCUCUUGGUGGUGGGUUGUGAUGGUGCCAUACGUGCUUUUGGUCUUGGUCAUGGAUAUCCACAGCUUACCUUGCCAUCAGCUCUUCAAUUUCUUGAUCCACCCGUUUCAAAUGCAUAUCAUUAUACUCAGCUACCAGAGUCAACAUUUCAACGGAUAAACGCCAUGGAUCAAAUCAACAUGCCACCUACUCAUUAUCUCCCUCUCACAGGAGGUGUUGCUGGCACUGGUCACGUGUAUCGCCUUGACUCGAACGAUUUGCUCAUUACCAUUCAUGCCCAUCGUAUCAUUCAUAUUUGGGAUGCAUCUUUUACUUCGCUGCGACCAUUGACUCAUCUCACCAUCGAUUGUAUUGAGGAUAUCCAAAAAGACUCAAAAGCAAAGAUCAUCAAAGUGGAUUUCGACACUCAAUCAGCAUCCUUGUUUGUUGUCCUUGACAAUGGGACAGUCUUACAAUAUACCCAUCAUCCACCACGUGACAGCCAACAUCAACUUUCUCAAACGACACAAGAAGCAUUCAUCAAGAAUUGUGACAAUACAAUCGAAGAGAUCUCUGAACUUCUCAAAGAUAUGGAAAGUGAGGAACCUGCCAAUGCUGGGAAGGAUGAUGAACAUACCGCAGCUACGGAUGAGCCGAGCAAUGAUGAUAACGUCACCCAGCAACCUGCCACCACAACCAUCACCACAACAACAGAGGGUACAACACAAGGGCAACCACAACAAGAGGCCGAAGCAUCAUCACCACCUCCACAUGGUCCUGAAUCAAUCGCAACACCCACGCCUGAUAUUCAGCUAUUGGAAGGCGACAUCAACCCACCUUGUUUUGCCCCUGCUAUGCGAAUCAAGUUUGAUGCUUCUGUUAAACAACUUGUCGCUGCUGGUGGAGAUAUGUUGGCUGUGGCUACGGCGGAUGGAAAGGUGUUUGUCAUCAAUACGUUGUUUGGACGUACGGUAUAUACCGCCGAUAUACAAGCUGAAGCGGAGCAUCAAGAAGACGCACCCAAAGAGGAAGACAAUGAAGAACACCAUCAAAAACAAAAGCAAACGAGCACGGCAUCUAUAUCAUGCAUUCGCUUUUAUAGGACAUACGCUUCAUUGGAGAGCACUGAGCCAAGUUUACAGCUCUUUGUUGGUUUGGACAAUGGACUUGUAUACCAGCACGAUAUCAGUUCCCCUGAUAAACCGCCUAUUCUUAUCAGCAACAAUUCGACCUCAGCAGUGAUCGAUACGCAUGUCUUUGAUAUCCAAGGAGUGUUACAAACAACAGCAAAAGCAGAAGCGCCACCAAGUGAUCCUGAGCCAAAGGAACAAGAGGGGCAAGCUAUGGAAUCACAUCCAUCGACCUCGACAACUUCACCAGAGGAAGAGAGUUUGGCCGCUGGACGUAAAUCUCAUGAAUCGGGUGCCAGCUUGAGCAAAGACGAGGAUGGUGCUAGUAGCAAGAGUGAGAAAUCCAGUGGAUCCAUGGGCUUACUUCGUCGAACAACACGUAAGCUUUCGAAAUCAAGUGCACGAGCCAACAAAGAACCACCUCCACCUCCACCUCCUUUGCCUACAGAAGACGCUUCUCCUCCAUCAGCAUCCACGGUUGAGUCUCAAAGUGCUGAAUCAACAACACAACAUACCAAACGAGCGCCACACGCAUCCAAAUGGGAAUACAGACCUCAACCUCAUCCUCAUUUUAUUGUCGUAUCAACAUCCAGGAAUGUUGCAACAAUCUUAUCAGGCUACAACAUUCGCCUUUUCACAGCACAUCUUCAUGAUAUUGAUGGAUGCAGUAAUGAGGAUAUGAUCAUACACAGCCAGGUGAUGGUGGUUAAGAAUGUGGGUGCAUGCCUUGCUGUAGUACUACAGAGUGGUGCCAUUAUCUACUAUUCUCUGCCUCAUCUCCUUCCUAUUGCCCGGAUCAGUUUACCCGAGGAGUUGGCUGCUAGAGAUUUGCUUGAUAACAUGUCAUUGAGCACGGAUGGUCGUAUUGUGGCGUGGACAGGUCUUUGUGAGCUGGAGCAAUACCUUUCAUUGUUACAAAAUUCAAUAUCCUGUGGUGAAGAUGUCAUGCUUUUCGAUCCCAGUAGGCGGAUACCACCCCAUCCUACAGCAGCGAUAACCACACAAAAACCCAAAAAGUCAUGGCUUGAGUCUGUACAAGGAGCGUUUCAAAAAGGCCCAUUCACUGUGGCUGAAAUGGAUACUUUGAUGGGUAAAAGGCCCAUAUUAGGCGCACCUGGCAAAGCAAAGUCGAACGAGGAGCAGCAGCGGCAGCAGCGUCCAUCCAAUGCCGAGGGAAGUAGCAGCGGUGGUGUUGGUGGUGUUUUCCAAGAGCUGAGCCAAAAGAUGAAUGAACGUGGUGAGAAGCUUGACCAGCUGCAAAACAAAUUCGAAGAUAUGAGUGCACAAUCAGGCGACUUUUUGAAGGCAGUGCGUGAAUACAAUGAACGACAAGCACGGAAAAAGUGGUGGGAGUUUUAA
Molecule: messenger RNA, 3597 nt
Organism: Lichtheimia ornata
Lineage: Eukaryota; Fungi; Mucoromycota; Mucoromycetes; Mucorales; Lichtheimiaceae
Exons: 9
Coding region: 1-3597 (1198 amino acids)
Biological process (GO): regulation of exocytosis; regulation of protein secretion; establishment of cell polarity
Cellular component (GO): plasma membrane; cytoplasm
Molecular function (GO): GTPase activator activity; myosin II binding; syntaxin binding
Source: RefSeq, a predicted model, not a curated record